AUGGUAAAUCACUCGAACGACAAGGCUUCGCAGCCUAUUGGAUCAUCUUUCACCCACUCAACCUGGCAAUCGCAAUCAAAUGACAUAUGGGGAAAUGGCAUUGGCGGUUCGUUGAAUUCACGCCGGGAUGUGACAGGCGCAAGAGAAUCAGAUGAAUUUUCGCCCGGCGCCGCCUCUGGUUCUGGACAACUAAACCCACACUCUGAAACCGUCCGCUGGAAAGUUCAUCCCAGCAUAUGGAACCAGGCAAGUGGCACACAUCAGGGUCAAUCGUCUUCUGGAAGUAUUUCUCCAACACGCACGAGAGACAGUCUUCAACACAGCUUCUCCGAAGCUCCAAGCAACCCCCUUCUCUAUCCGCUCCGAGCGCCGGGAGGCCAGAACGGGUCGGCUCCGACCAGAACAUUACCACCUGGCCCUACAGAUCACUCAGCGCGAUCUUUGAAGUACGCCACGAGCUUUGGAGACUCGGUUGGCGAUGAGAGGGCGAAAUGUAACAGAUAUGCGUCAAACACCAACGGACAACUAGAUUUUGAAACUACUAGGGCAUAUCGGCAUAAUUCGAAUGAUCCGUCAUUCCUCAACCUUGGGCAUAAUCGAACGCUCAGCUCACGGCAGCCCGAAUCCGAUGUACAGACCUCCCAUCGUUACAGUGAUAGCUCCCACUACUUUUCAAAGGCCCCUGGCCAUUCUAAAAACCAACCCCAGCGACCUUCUAUUUCUGGACCUUCAGUCGCAUUGCCAUCGGAAACAAGUCGACCUAUCCCUUUUCCUUACGGGACAGUGGGAGGAGUAGAUACUCCUAAUCAUGACCUUGAAGAGACUCUCAACCGAGUUACCUUGGAGGAUAGCUCCGACGCCGUCACGGGCAAUUAUAGCGGGCAAUACAAUCCCGCAAGCCAGCAUUUCCAAUUGAACCCGGGAUCUCAGGCCUGGCAGCACGAUCUGGGGAAUAAUUCGAGGCCAUUCGGCCAGAAUUUACAGGAGUCUUGGGCGGACCCCCUUACUACUUCAUUCUAUACCGCCAGGAGGGGCCCAGGCGAAAGAGGAUCAUCUACCGAAAGACCAACCUAUCGUCCUAGCGUCAAUAGUCCGAGGGUUCUAUCAGGCACCCCAAACCCGGGGGCUGUCACAUGGAACAGACCAGCUUCGCGGGACUCGAGGGCUCUUCAAGAUCUCGAGCGAACAUCCCAGGGCUCCCAAUACGUACACCAGCAACCCUCAUUUCAACCACCUUAUUACGGUAACAACAUCUCUCAGUUCUCACCCCCUUUCGACCAAUAUGGAGAGCACCUAGGUUUCCGUCCUCACAUGCAGGUUGCGCCAUAUAGCUUACAAUUGAACUUCUCCAACGUUUCAGUUCCAGUGAGACCCAGCAGGGACCACCAGGAUCUUGGCAAAGGUGUUCGUAGCAUACUGCUUGAAGAAUUUCGGGCCAACUCUAAGGCUAACAAGCGCUACGAACUGAAGGAUAUCUAUAACCAUAUCGUCGAGUUUAGCGGCGACCAGCAUGGCUCGCGGUUUAUACAGGAAAAACUUCAGACUGCAAACAGCGAUGAGAAAGAGCGAGUAUUUCAAGAAAUCGAGCCCAAUACACUUCAACUCAUGAAGGACGUCUUCGGCAACUACGUCAUACAGAAAUUUUUCGAGCACGGAAACCAAGUCCAGAAGAAGAUAAUUGCAGGACAUAUGAAGGGGAAGGUCGCAGAGCUUUCGACUCAGAUGUAUGCAUGCCGUGUUGUACAGAAGGCGCUUGAACACGUGCUUGUCGAACAGCAGCGCGAGAUCGUGGAAGAACUUAAACCUGACAUUAUGCGGAUCGUCAAAGACCAGAAUGGGAAUCAUGUGAUUCAAAAAAUCAUCCAGAUGGCCCCGCUCCAAUGCAUUCCUUUCAUUAUGGAUGCUUUCCAAAACCAAAUUGAAUCCUUAGCAUCCCACAACUACGGGUGCAGGGUCAUCCAGCGAAUCCUCGAGUGGGGGACCGAAGCGGAGAAGACAAGUCUCAUGACAGAUCUCCAUGCUUGCGCGGCUAAGCUCAUAACGGACCAGUACGGAAAUUAUGUUACCCAACAUAUCAUCGCCCGGGGCGAACCGGAAGAUCGGCAGAAGAUAAUUCAAUUGGUGCUUCAAAGGUUGAUAACAUUCUCGAAGCACAAAUUCGCAUCGAAUGUGGUUGAGAAGUCGAUUGAGUACGGGACGACGGAGGAUCGAAGGGCGAUCAGGGACCAAAUUACAGCUCCGCACAGUGACGGUACUAGCCCGCUCCAGCCCAUGAUGAAGGACCAGUUUGGGAACUACGUGAUCCAGAAACUCAUGUCUCACUUGGAAGGUCCGGACCUCGAGUCGUUUAAAGAGGAGAUGCGGCCCCACUUUACGAACUUGAAGAAGUACAGCACCGGGCGACAAAAUACUGCUCUUGAUAGGCUGAUGUCGGCAAGCUCGGCCGUUACCAGCCCCACUACGCCGAAUCUAUUAGUCGAUGUCAAUUCAGCUGCGCCUACUCCGUCGCUCACCAUGGAGCAGAAUAGUCCGCAGAGUAGCAGCCCGCCUAGUACCAAUGCGAGCGUAGAGGAGUCUAUGGAUGAGAAGAAUAGCAAGACCUCGACCCUCAAAAAAGAUUGCGGGCCAGUUGAGGUUAACGAACCGUAA
Molecule: messenger RNA, 2649 nt
Organism: Daldinia childiae
Lineage: Eukaryota; Fungi; Ascomycota; Sordariomycetes; Xylariales; Hypoxylaceae
Product: Maternal protein pumilio
Exons: 5
Coding region: 1-2649 (882 amino acids)
Biological process (GO): nuclear-transcribed mRNA catabolic process, deadenylation-dependent decay
Cellular component (GO): cytoplasm
Molecular function (GO): mRNA 3'-UTR binding
Source: RefSeq, a predicted model, not a curated record